This is a messenger RNA of Closterium sp. Yama58-4, 7719 nucleotides long. The record is from the annotation of a GenBank genome assembly. Lineage: Eukaryota; Viridiplantae; Streptophyta; Zygnematophyceae; Desmidiales; Closteriaceae.
AUGGCAGCGACGUCCACGCCGCUGCUCCUCGAUUACCGCAUAGCGCUCCUCACAGCGCUCGUCAUUCUUGCAGCAGCGUGUCGGCCGUGCCGCGGCGAUGGAUGGGAUUUAAACCACGCCGCGUCCCACGUGGCGGAGCGGCCGUUCACGUGCGUGCACGACUCGCACGUGGCGGCGCGCAGCAGAGAGCACACGCGCCGGCAACUGGCGUCGUACCGCACAGGGUGGGUGGGGCCGUGCGGUACAGGGUGGGUGGGGCUGUGCGGUACAGGGUGGGCUGAGGUGGACAUCGACGUGGACCCAUCCCUGCUGGCGGCGCAUUCGCUCUGCCAAUCAGAGGACCCCGCCACGUGUGGGGAGGUGGCAGCCGGGACAGGCACACCUGGUGCUGACGUCAUCCUGUUUCUCUCAGCCAAACCCUCCCCCCACAGCUCCCGUCAUCCCCUCCUGCAUUCACCCUCCCAAUUAACGCACCCCCCGUUCUCCCCCGUGCCCUUCUCUCUUUCCCCCGCCCUCGGCGCGGAGCAGCAAACGGCCACGUGCGGCAGCACGACAGCGGCGGCCCACGCGUCGCACUGCGCGGUGGACCCGGCGUCGAACCGCCCGCUCGCCGCGUCGCUGAACCUCUGCCCGCUGGCUUGGCGCGCCGUGGGGCAGCACUCGCCGUCGUACGACUCGCAGGUGCACGUGGUGCUGCACCAGCUCACGCACGCGCUCGCCUUCAGCUCCGCGCUCUUCCCGCUCUUCAAGGACGUAAGAGGUACGCCGCUUCUCACGCCCCGCCACUCCGCUGCUGCCCUCCGUGUGCCUUGUCUCCUCCCCUCGUCUCUCCACAGUCAUGCCUCUGCGCACUUUGUUUCCUCCCGCUCUCUCUCCCUCCCUCCGCGCCCACCAGGCCAGCCGUACGCGCAGGUGGUGGCGACGGCAAAGCAGGCGGACGGCAGCACUGUGUCGAAGAUCGUCACGCCCGCCGUGGUGGCCGCAGCGCAGCGCCACUUCGACUGCCCCGCGCUCGACGGCGCCGAGCUGCACUCCGCCCCGCCCUCCGCCUCCGCGCCCGCCUCUCCCGCCCCCUCCGCGGCCCCCGCGGAGGCGAACAGCACGGAGUGGGGGUCGCUGGUGACCUCGGUGCAGCCGCAGAACGCGCUGACGGGGGGAGUGGCGCUGGAAGGGGGCGCGGAGGGGGGGGAGGUGGUGAGCAGCCAUUGGAGCGUGCUGCGCUUCGAGCACGAGUACAUGGGCGGGGGGACUUCCACGGGGGGACCAUCGGCCCCUGCCCUGACAACCGCCGCAUGUGCCUCUCUGCCAUGUGCCCCAACGACUGCUCGGGGAAAGGUGCGCACGGAGAGUGGGGGAAGGGGCGCACGGAGAGUGGGGGAAGGGGCGCACGGAGAGUGGGGGAAGGGGCGCACGGAGAGUGGGGGAAGGGGCGCACGGAGAGUGGGGGAAGGGGCGCACGGAGAGUGGGGGAAGGGGCGCACGGAGAGUGGGGGAAGGGGCGCACGGAGAGUGGGGGAAGGGGCGCACGGAGAGUGGGGGAAGGGGCGCACGGAGAGUGGGGGAAGGGGCGCACGGAGAGUGGGGGAAGGGGCGCACGGAGAGUGGGGGAAGGGGCGCACGGAGAGUGGGGGAAGGGGCGCACGGAGAGUGGGGGAAGGGGCGCACGGAGAGUGGGGGAAGGGGCGCACGGAGAGUGGGGGAAGGGGCGCACGGAGAGUGGGGGAAGGGGCGCACGGAGAGUGGGGGAAGGGGCGCACGGAGAGUGGGGGAAGGGGCGCACGGAGAGUGGGGGAAGGGGCGCACGGAGAGUGGGGGAAGGGGCGCACGGAGAGUGGGGGAAGGGGCGCACGGAGAGUGGGGGAAGGGGCGCACGGAGAGUGGGGGAAGGGGCGCACGGAGAGUGGGGGAAGGGGCGCACGGAGAGUGGGGGAAGGGGCGCACGGAGAGUGGGGGAAGGGGCGCACGGAGAGUGGGGGAAGGGGCGCACGGAGAGUGGGGGAAGGGGCGCACGGAGAGUGGGGGAAGGGGCGCACGGAGAGUGGGGGAAGGGGCGCACGGAGAGUGGGGGAAGGGGCGCACGGAGAGUGGGGGAAGGGGCGCACGGAGAGUGGGGGAAGGGGCGCACGGAGAGUGGGGGAAGGGGCGCACGGAGAGUGGGGGAAGGGGCGCACGGAGAGUGGGGGAAGGGGCGCACGGAGAGUGGGGGAAGGGGCGCACGGAGAGUGGGGGAAGGGGCGCACGGAGAGUGGGGGAAGGGGCGCACGGAGAGUGGGGGAAGGGGCGCACGGAGAGUGGGGGAAGGGGCGCACGGAGAGUGGGGGAAGGGGCGCACGGAGAGUGGGGGAAGGGGCGCACGGAGAGUGGGGGAAGGGGCGCACGGAGAGUGGGGGAAGGGGCGCACGGAGAGUGGGGGAAGAGGCGCACGGAGAGUGGGGGAAGGGGCGCACGGAGAGUGGGGGAAGGGGCGCACGGAGAGUGGGGGAAGGGGCGCACGGAGAGUGGGGGAAGGGGCGCACGGAGAGUGGGGGAAGGGGCGCACGGAGAGUGGGGGAAGGGGCGCACGGAGAGUGGGGGAAGGGGCGCACGGAGAGUGGGGGAAGGGGCGCACGGAGAGUGGGGGAAGGGGCGCACGGAGAGUGGGGGAAGGGGCGCACGGAGAGUGGGGGAAGGGGCGCACGGAGAGUGGGGGAAGGGGCGCACGGAGAGUGGGGGAAGGGGCGCACGGAGAGUGGGGGAAGGGGCGCACGGAGAGUGGGGGAAGGGGCGCACGGAGAGUGGGGGAAGGGGCGCACGGAGAGUGGGGGAAGGGGCGCACGGAGAGUGGGGGAAGGGGCGCACGGAGAGUGGGGGAAGGGGCGCACGGAGAGUGGGGGAAGGGGCGCACGGAGAGUGGGGGAAGGGGCGCACGGAGAGUGGGGGAAGGGGCGCACGGAGAGUGGGGGAAGGGGCGCACGGAGAGUGGGGGAAGGGGCGCACGGAGAGUGGGGGAAGGGGCGCACGGAGAGUGGGGGAAGGGGCGCACGGAGAGUGGGGGAAGGGGCGCACGGAGAGUGGGGGAAGGGGCGCACGGAGAGUGGGGGAAGGGGCGCACGGAGAGUGGGGGAAGGGGCGCACGGAGAGUGGGGGAAGGGGCGCACGGAGAGUGGGGGAAGGGGCGCACGGAGAGUGGGGGAAGGGGCGCACGGAGAGUGGGGGAAGGGGCGCACGGAGAGUGGGGGAAGGGGCGCACGGAGAGUGGGGGAAGGGGCGCACGGAGAGUGGGGGAAGGGGCGCACGGAGAGUGGGGGAAGGGGCGCACGGAGAGUGGGGGAAGGGGCGCACGGAGAGUGGGGGAAGGGGCGCACGGAGAGUGGGGGAAGGGGCGCACGGAGAGUGGGGGAAGGGGCGCACGGAGAGUGGGGGAAGGGGCGCACGGAGAGUGGGGGAAGGGGCGCACGGAGAGUGGGGGAAGGGGCGCACGGAGAGUGGGGGAAGGGGCGCACGGAGAGUGGGGGAAGGGGCGCACGGAGAGUGGGGGAAGGGGCGCACGGAGAGUGGGGGAAGGGGCGCACGGAGAGUGGGGGAAGGGGCGCACGGAGAGUGGGGGAAGGGGCGCACGGAGAGUGGGGGAAGGGGCGCACGGAGAGUGGGGGAAGGGGCGCACGGAGAGUGGGGGAAGGGGCGCACGGAGAGUGGGGGAAGGGGCGCACGGAGAGUGGGGGAAGAGGCGCACGGAGAGUGGGGGAAGAGGCGGAAAUUAUAGGCGAUGCUCCAUCAGGUGCUUACUCAGGUGCUUCGUCAGGUGCUCCCUCAGGUGCUUCCUGUACCGUUCGUACAUACCUUGUGCCUCCUCCUCUUUAUAUACUGAAAGCCCCUCGCCUGUGCUCGUCUUCCUCCGCCCUCCACCAUCAGGUAGCGUGCUCACCACUCGCCCUCACGCCAGCCUCCACCUGUCGUGCACCAGCCACCUGCGACCACGCCUCGGGUCUCUGCCUCCUGCCCUCCGGCCGCCCCUCGCCCCUCCCCCUCGCCGCCGCGCCCCCCUACACUCCCCCCCCGCCCCCCUCCCCACCUGCUCCACCUGUCUUCCCCCUGCAUGGCGCCCCGCCCGCCCCUGGGAGCACCGGCAACAGCAGCACAGGCAGCAACAGCAGCAGCAGCAGCAACAGCAGCAUGGGGGGCGAGGCGCCGCAGUACGGGGUGUUGGUGCGCAGCGUGGUGGUGCUGGGGGGGGCCAACAUCAGCGCCAUCCGCGACGGUGCGCGGCUGCAGGAGUUCCAGGCGCAGUUUCAGGCGCAGAUGAGCGCCGCGGCGAGGGCCACGGGGUACGAGGGGCAGGUGGACGUGGCGAUCGAGGCCAUCUAUGCGGGCAGCAUCCUCGUGCAGUCCACUGUCAACUUCUUCCAAGCCACCAGCUUUAACAUGCCCGGUCAACUGCUCCACAACCUCAUCACGUCUCCCGCGCUCAUCUUUGCAGCAUCAUCCUACUUCCUGGCGCUGCCCUCGGGCCGCAUCUCCUCCUUCAACUGCUCCAUGGCCGCCGCGCCGCCCUCCAACAGCGCGCCCCAGGGCGCGGAGGGGCCGCCUUUAGGCAUCUCGUACGGCGCAUGGGCCGCCAUGGCUGCGGCUAUCCUUGUUGCUGGCGUCGCCAUCUGCACCGUGCUCAGCCGUAGGGCAUCAAGAAGGCGACGGGAGGCGCUACUCUAUGCACACGGGUACGACGCCACAGGAGCGCCGUGGUACAUGGAGGGGGAGGAGUACGAUGAGGACAUGGAGGGUGACCUGGAUCUCGACCUCGACCCCCUUGAGGCAUAUGCUCAGGUACGUACCUACCCCUCCUCUCCUGGCCCCCCAACUCUCCCGCCCCCUCAACCCUGCUCACGCCAUGGGGUUCACGAGCACUGGCCGCUAUGUGCGUUGGGUGUGUGCACCCCAUACCACCUCCACGUGCCCUUCUCUCCCUCCCUCAUCACCGCUCUUUUACUUCCCCCCCCACCUCCCCUCGUUGCUCUCCCCGCGCCCUGCCAACAGCUGGUGGCGGAGGCACAGCAGCACCAGGGGGGCGACAUGGGUGGAAUGGGUGGGAUGGGCGGGAUGGGGGAGGAGGGCAUGCAGGGGGGCAUGGCGCAGCUGUCAUCCCUGCCCUCAUCGCUGCAUGCAGCAGCCUUCAUGGCGGCAGCAGCAGGGGGUGGAGCAGCACCCCCCCCAGGCCCGUCCCCCCCUCUCCUGCCCGCCAGUGAGCGCCUGCCUGCGCCCUCGCGCCGUCUCUUCGCUCUCCCGUCCUUUUCAUCGCGCCGCCACCCUUCUUCCUUGAAGCCCUCGCGUGCCAUCUCCGGUCCCAUCCUCUUCCACGCCCCCACCCCCACCGCCUUCACCAGCGCUGCCAUGCCCCGUCCCCCCUCUGGCCCGCUGCUGCCCCCUUCUGCUGCCGCUAGGGAGGCCGCCAGGCUGGGGGAGGGCGGUGAGGGGGACGACGCACAGGGGGAAGGGGGGUGUGAGGGGAAGGAAAAAGGGCGGGAUGCGGUGGAGGAGGUGGGGGAGGAGGCGUGGGGGCGGGCGGCGUUGAGGAGGCUGGUGCGGUCGGUGUCGGGGCCGCUGGCGGUCAUCUGGGCGUCUGACCCGCGCCCCCCCGCGCCCGCCACGCCGCACCACGCCCUGCCCCACUCGCACUCCCUCCACCCGCACCGCCUCUCGGGCCGCCUGCGCAUGGGCAGCGCCUCUGGGCGGCUGUCCGGGCGGCUGUCUGGCCGGCUGUCUGGGCGGCUGGUGGCAGGGCGGCCAGCAGGCAGGCCCAGGCGGUCGGGGGAGUUGAGGCGAUCAGGGGAGUUGAGGCGGUCGGGGGAGCUGGCAGAGGGGGCGGGAGCGCGGGCAGGGGGGAGGCGGUUCCCCUCAGGCGAGCUGGGCGCGGGGAUGGGCGCAGGGGGAAGGCAGAGGGGCAUGUCGGGGCCUAUUGACGCCAUGGGGCGGCCUGCAGGGGCGGAGUUCAUGGGCGUGGGCGCAGGCAUGGGCAGGCAUGCUGGGGGCCUGGGCGGGGGCACGUUGCCUCUGUCCCUGGCCGCAGGCAGCUAUGCUGGCAGCUACGGGGGAAGCUAUGGAGGCAGUCAUGGGGGCAGCAAUGCAGGCAGCCAGCCCGGCACACAGCCGCAGUCACCGUCCAACAGAGGGGGGGCAGGGAGGCGAGCAGGGGGCGAGCAGGAGGCGGAGGGCAGUGCGGCGGUGGGUUCGCUGAGCGGGAUAGAGCCGUCGCUGCUGCACCAGAUGCACCUGCAUGGCAUGCACCUGCCCUCCCACCUGCCCAUCCAUGCCUCCGCCUCCCAGCCCUCCAUGCCCGGCCUUGGCCAAGCCCCCCCACAACCGGGGGCACAGGGCGCAGCAGCAGCAGGGGAGGGCGGGGCGGCGCGCAUGGUGCGGGUGAGCUCUGCGGAUUCCGCUGCCGCUGGUGCAGGAGGGGCAGCGGUGGGGGGGCUACCGCGAGCAAGCAGUGGGGGGCUGCCGCGGGUGGGCAGUGGCGGCCUGCCGGGCACGGGGGGCUCCACGCCCACGCUCAGGCGCGGCCUCUCUGUGUCGCCCUCCCACCGCGCUGCCCUCGUUGCUGCCCUCGCUGCCGCUGCAGCCUCCGGGCAGCUCAACCCCUCGGGGCAGCUCAGAGCUUCCGGGCAGCUGCGCACAUCGGGGCAGCUGAGGCGCCUUGCGUCAGGGCAGCUGCAGGUGCCGGAGCACCUGAACCUCAACAGCACCACCACUGCCACUGCCUACCCCACCGGCAACAGCAUGAUGAGCAACGGCAGUGGCAGCGGCGCAUGGUCUUACUCUGCCAUGGGCCCUCCUCCCCAUGCCCAUGCUGCCCCCUCUGGCUCCACCGACACCACCGCUGCUGCGGGUGCAGCAGGGGAGCACCAUGUGCGCAUUUCGGGGCAACUGGUGGGUGGGGGGCUUGGGGCUGCCGAGGGUGGCGGUUCGGGCAUCGCAGGGUCGGGGAUGAGUUCGGGAAUAGGUUCGGGGAUUGCAGGUUCGGGCAUGUUGUCGGCAUCGGGGUCGGCAUGGGGGCAGAUGCCGCACUUUGGUCAGCUGAACCGGUCGGGGCAGCUGAGAAUACUCAAGCAGCUCGGCACACAUGGUGCCGGCACACCCCCCAUGCCCAUGCACGCCCAGGGGCAGGGGCACGGGCAUCAUGGGCAUGGGCAGGGGCAGGCGAGGCAAUCGUCCCCCCGUGCUGCUUCCCCACAGGCUGGAAGCCUUCCAGGCCAAUCAUUCCAGCAGCCAAUGCAGUCAAGCCAGUCAAUGCAGCAGGCAAGGCGGGCGGUGUCAGGGGUGGUGCGCUUCACCAACCCGCUCGCUGCCGCCCACCUCACCGCCUCCUCCGGGCAGCUUAACGCGCCCCAGCGUGGCCCUAACCAAUGGCUGCGCAGAGCCCGCUCCAACGUGGGGCUGUCCGGGCAGGUUGAAAUGUCGGGCAUAGUGGCGCAAUCAGCGCAGAUGGUGAGAGUGCCCAGCAACGGAGAGUACUCUGCUGCCCAAGUCACCCCGUCUGGGCAGCUGAGAAAAAACUUUCCUUCUUUUGCAACUUCGGGGCAGCUUCGGAACCCAUCGGGUCCAUUUGCCCAGUGGGGUCGGGGAGGGUCGGGGCGGAGAGAGGAGCUGGCAGAAGCGGCAGAGAUGGCGGCAGAGCAGGCAGAGAUGGCGGACUUCUACACGCGCAUGCGCAAUAAGGCCACUUCCGGACCCAUCUACUUUGGAUGA